UGUCAACCCGCGUCUACGGCGCAGUAUUACAGCAAUGGUUGCUCCUUUUGUUCAAGGGAGUUCCUGAAUUAUUCCACACACAAUGAAAUGUUCCGGAUAUAAUAUUGUUUCAUAAAAAAACAUUUCACAGUACUAGUGCUUCCCGCGCUUUCAUCUGGGAUUAUUUAAUGAAUUAAAAUCGAACUGCACCCCUUCUGAGCUGCUGUGAGGUUUCCGAAGCACGCAGUCUUUCUUGAGGAACGUGGAGUAGUAAGUGUUUAUAACGUGUAGUGUUAACGUUAAAAGAUGUAAACGUGAACACUAUCUGUCCCAGCAGUGGCUGUUGGCACAAUGGGGCUGGAUUUUGAUGUAAAGACCUUUUGUCACAACCUGCGGGCCACCAAGCCCCCAUAUGAGUGCCCUGUGGAGACUUGCCGAAAGGUCUACAAAAGCUACAGUGGCAUAGAGUAUCACCUUUACCACUAUGAUCAUGACAACCCAACACCUGCACAGACAAUACCCCAGAAAAAAAGAAAAGGUCGUCCACCUCGUGCAUCAAUGGGCGGGUCAGGAGAUACUGAUGAUGGUGGAGGUAAUGGAGGGGGAGGACUGAGUCAUGAAGGGAACACACCUGGUAGCCCUAACCGGUCAGAGCACUCUCACUCUCCGGGGAGAGAGACCAUGACCUAUGCUCAGGCACAGAGUAUGGUGGAGCUGGAGAUCCAGGGACGUAUUCACCGCAUUAGCAUCUUUGAGAACAUUGAUGUGGUGUCAGAGGAAGAUAGUGAUGCAGAGGAUGCACCACCAUCUGGAACUGGUAAUGGUGGAGGCGUGUGUAAUGGUAGUGAUGGUGGGGCUGGAGGUAGUGAAGUAAGUGGAAGCGGCAAGGAUCGUUCAGAUAUCCCAUCCUCUAAUGGAGGCAAAGCCACACCAAAGUCUGGGAAGCAUAAAAGUAAAGAGAAGAAGAAGGAAGGUUCAUCUCAUCAUAACGCUCAGUCUGGUCCUGCAGUCAAGCUCCCAGAGGCAGUGUUCAGAGAACUGGAUCAAGAGAGACCUGAUGCCCCUCCUCGACCAUCGUCUUACUACAGGUAUAUUGAUAAGUCAGUGGAAGAGCUGGAUGAGGAGGUAGAGUAUGACAUCGAUGAGGAGGACUACAUCUGGCUUGGUAUUAUGAACGACAAACGGCGGCGUGAUGGUGUGCCACCCAUCCCUCAGGAGGUCUUUGAGUAUCUCAUGGACCGCUUGGAGAAGGAGUCCUACUUUGAGAGCCACAACAAGGCGGAUCCCAGCACCUUAAUCGAUGAGGAUGCAGUCUGCUGCAUCUGUAACGAUGGAGAGUGUCAGAACAGCAAUGUGAUAUUGUUUUGUGACAUGUGCAAUUUGGCUGUACACCAAGAGUGCUAUGGUGUGCCCUAUAUUCCUGAGGGUCAGUGGCUAUGUCGUCGCUGCUUGCAGUCGCCAAGUAGAGCUGUGGAUUGUGCUCUGUGUCCCAACAAGGGAGGUGCUUUCAAACAGACAGAUGAUGCACGCUGGGCUCAUGUAGUGUGCGCCCUCUGGAUCCCAGAGGUCUGCUUUGCAAACACAGUAUUUCUGGAGCCGAUUGACAGUAUCGAGCACAUCCCUCCUGCACGCUGGAAGCUCACCUGCUACAUCUGCAAACAGCGUGGCUCAGGUGCCUGCAUCCAGUGUCACAAAGCCAACUGUUACACAGCUUUCCAUGUCACCUGCGCCCAGCAGGCAGGCCUCUACAUGAAAAUGGAGCCUGUAAGAGAGACCGGGGCCAACGGCACCUCUUUCAGCGUCCGCAAGACGGCGUAUUGUGACAUUCACACACCCCCAGGAUCAGCACGACCUUUAGGAGGAGUGGGCGGGGCCAGCAUGGGGUCAUCUCACAGUGAAGGAGAGCUGGAGGAGGAUGAUGAAGCCAGCCUCGGGCAUGACGAGGACUCCAAAGGGUGGAGUUCUGAGCGAGCAAAGAGGGCGAAGGCCAAAUCCAGGCUGAAGAUGAAACGAGCAAGAAAGAUCUUGGCAGAGAGGAGAGCUGCUGCACCAGUGGUGUCUGUGCCCUGCAUACCUCCCCACAGGCUCAGCAAAAUCACAAGUAAUUUGACGGUACCCAGGAAAAGCCAGUUCAUGCAGCGACUUCACAGCUACUGGACCCUAAAAAGGCAAAGUCGCAACGGUGUUCCUCUCCUGCGGCGGCUCCAAACCCACCUCCCCUCCCAACGGCACGUUGACCCGAUUCCACCACAGCCUUCAACACAACUUCCUAUAGUGUUUCAGAGGGACAGCGAGGAGAAACAGUCGGCCUUAAAGGAACAGCUGAAGGCAUGGCAGAGACUGAGACACGACCUGGAAAGAGCGAGGCUCCUAGUGGAGCUCAUCCGCAAGAGGGAAAAACUCAAGAGGGAGACGAUUAAGGUGCAGCAGAUGGCGCUGGAGAUGCAGCUGACUCCAUUCCUGGUGCUUCUGAGGAGUACAUUAGUUCAGUUACAGGAAAGAGACACAAACAACUUUUUCACUGAGCCUGUACCACUUGAAGAGGUGCCAGACUACCUGGAGCACAUCGACACUCCUAUGGACUUUCAGACCAUGUGGAACUUGCUAGAAUCCCAUCGCUACCUCACUUUUGAGGCCUUUGAGGCUGACUUUGGCCUUAUUGUCAACAACUGCCUCAAGUACAACGCCAAGGACACAGUGUUUUAUCGCGCUGCCCUGCGGCUCAGAGAGAUGGGUGGGUCUGUCAUAAGAACGGCCAGGCGGCAAGCUGAACGGAUAGGAUUCGAUUAUGAGACUGGAAUGCACCUCCAUCGCGAGCCAAGUCCAGACAGUCAACGUGACCACGAAAGAGACAGAGAACGAGAGAGGGAGAGAGACCGGGACAGAGAGAGAGAACGGCCGCUGUCUUCUAAUGAAGAUGACAUGCUCUUGCCAGAGAACAGACGACGACUACCGCUGGAAGAGCAGCUGCAUUUCCUGCAGGUGCAUCUCGACGAGGUCAGCUCAGGGAAGCAUAGUAUCGGUCAGUCUCGCAGAGCCAAAGCUCUCAGAAAGGAGAUCAGUGUGAUCAAGAGGAAGCUUGCACACCAACGGGAGGGAGGCUCCGGCAUGGGGGGGCGGGAGUCUGGGGGAGACCGGGGCUCUUCUCUUCCUCAUCACUCAUCAUCUGCAGGGCACCAUGAUGAGGGGGGUGAGAGCAGCAGCCAGGAGAUUGGAGGAAAGGCCCCAGAAGUUGGCCGCCGGACAUCGGUCCUUUUCUCUAAGAAGAACCCAAAAAUGGCUGGACCUCCCAAAAGGCCAGGACGCCCCCCAAAGAACAGGGAUGCUGGCUACACCGGGGCAGGGGUUAGCCAAAGCCCCAUUGGCCCCCCACAACUCACCCUGCUGUCAACAAACAGGCAGAGGAAGAGGCCUCGCAGCCCUCGCACAAGCUCCAGCUCUGACAGCGACAGCGACAAUGAUGACCUGCUCCCAGGUUUACCGAGCAAUGGUUUCGAUACAGGAAACCAACCAGUAACAGAAAGCUUCCGUGUGUACAGAAACGAGCCUCGUCUCCCUCGUUCAAGUUCAGACUCUGAGUCCACAACCAGCAGCAGCAGCAGUGCCGCUUCAGACAGGACCAGCACAACUCCCUCUAAGCAGGGCAGAGGAAAGCCUUCAUUCUCUCGUUCCGCCUUUCAUGAGGACAGCAGUGAGGAAACAUCAGGCACCGAAAAUGAUUCCUACUCAGUUGGUGGAUCACGGGGUGUCUCACAUUUGGUGCGUGGCCGGGAAAGGUCAGCAUGCUGGAUGACAUCUGAUGACUAUUCCUCUCUGGAAGCUCUGGACCUGGUGUGGGCUAAAUGCAGGGGUUAUCCUUCAUAUCCAGCUCUGAUAAUUGACCCAAAGAUGCCCAGGGAGGGUGUGUUCCAUCGGGGCGUCCCAAUCCCCGUACCUCCUUUGGAUGUGUUAAAACUUGGGGAGCAAAUGACCCAGGAAGCCAGGGAACACCUGUUCCUUGUCCUCUUCUUUGACAACAAGAGAACUUGGCAGUGGCUGCCGCGCUCCAAGUUGGUGCCGCUCGGGGUGGACCAGGAACUUGACAAGGAGAAGAUGCUGGAGGGCAGAAAAUCCAACAUUCGUAAAUCUGUGCAAGUGGCCUAUCACCGUGCCAUGCAGCACCGCAGCAAAGUCCAGGGAGACCCCAGCAGCGAAACCAGUGACAGUGACUGAACACAUACACACAAAAUUAAUGUACUGGUUCUUGUAAGUGUCCAAGAGGUAAUGCAUCAAUCUGAAGAGCCCAGUCCCAGAUCACAAGAGAUCACAAGGAAACUGUGCCAGUAGCAAAAUGUGGGAGGAAAAACAGUCACUACUUUGCCCCCCCCCGAAACUCACACUGGUGCACACUAAGCCGUAUUUAAUCUGACAUGUAAAAUAUUGUAUGUAAGGAAAAUUGGAAAAAAAAGUGAUAUUGAUAAUAAUGAUUGAAAAUAUAAUAUGUUCAGAUUCAUGAAUCAAAAUAUACCUUACAUGUGGUCGAUAUACAUUUUUAUAAGAAAUGAAAUGGUUUACUGAUUUAAACAAAAGUACCCCCCCCCCCUUAGUUUUACACGAUGAUGCAUACACAAGUCUGCCUUCCCCUGUCUCUCUUACACAUGCGGUCACACAUGUAAUCUUACAUUCAAACAGGGAAAUGCAUGUGUUGUAUGUUAAAUGCACACACUUGGGUUAUGGCUAUGAACGCCAUUCUACCAGCACAUCUUUUUCUCAUCCUUCAUCCACCUCUCCAAAAGAAAAAAAAACAGGCCUGGUGCUAACAGCUAAUACCAGAGGAGCACAAAGAGAGACUGCUGCAGCCUGACUGUGGGCGAACCAACAUUACUGUAAUUUAUUCCACUGACUUCUUGUUAACAAGAUCCACAGCGUUGUUUCAUCAUGGACUACUUCUAAUCACUCCGACUGCACAAGAUAUUGUUGUGUGGUAUAUUUUUUUGUUUGUCAGUCUGUCUCUUUUUUUUUGUUGUUGUUUUUAACAUUUUUGUUAACAUAUUUACAUGUCACUCGGGCCGCUGGUCAAUUAAUAAUGAGGACUAAACUGAAACACGAUUGCCUCACUGUCUGUCUUAGUCUCAGGCUGAAGGCUUUAGAACUUUUAUAAAUACAGAUUGCAUAAAAAUACAAGUUUAAUAAUAAAGAAAAUGACGCUUUUUUU
Molecule: messenger RNA, 5173 nt
Organism: Melanotaenia boesemani (Boeseman's rainbowfish)
Lineage: Eukaryota; Metazoa; Chordata; Actinopteri; Atheriniformes; Melanotaeniidae
Gene: brpf1
Product: bromodomain and PHD finger containing, 1
Exons: 16
Coding region: 331-4191 (1286 amino acids)
Biological process (GO): regulation of transcription by RNA polymerase II
Cellular component (GO): MOZ/MORF histone acetyltransferase complex
Molecular function (GO): protein binding
Source: RefSeq, a predicted model, not a curated record